This is a messenger RNA of Gossypium arboreum, 1769 nucleotides long. RefSeq names its product coumaroyl-CoA:anthocyanidin 3-O-glucoside-6''-O-coumaroyltransferase 1-like. The record is from RefSeq and is a predicted model, not a curated record. The transcript has a single exon. Lineage: Eukaryota; Viridiplantae; Streptophyta; Magnoliopsida; Malvales; Malvaceae. Bases 71 to 1561 code for a protein of 496 amino acids.
UAAGGGAGUACUAUAGGCUGAGUACAUCCCCUACAUUAUAAAUUGACUUUUCUCCUCUUCAUCACUUCAUAUGUUUGUUAACUUUGCACCAAUUUCUCUAAAACUAUUAUUCUGCAGCUUUAAUCUUGGAUCAAUGGCUGUUCCAUCCUACCUUGUGAAUAUCCUUGAUAGCAACCAUGUUUCAGCACCGAAAGGGUCGGUUCCCUCAACAACACUUGCUCUUACUUACUUGGACCUCCCAUGGUUUCCUUCUGCUCCCAUGCAAAGCCUUUUCUUCUACGAAUUCCCUCACCCUACCUCUCAUUUCAUGCAAACCACGCUCCCAACUCUAACCCAGUCUCUUUCUCUAACUCUUCAACAUUUUUUCCCACUUGCAGCGAAGCUCAUCUGCCCUCCGCCUCCACUUAAGCCUUAUAUCCUUUACAGCGACGGCGAUUCUGUUCCUCUUAUCGUCGCCGAAUUCACCGGCGCUGAUGUCGACCAUCUUACAGCCAACUACCCACGAGAUUUCAAAUUACUACACCCCUUCGUUCCCGAAUUGCCACCAUCCACUAUGUCAUCGGAUGGCAUACUAGUGAGGCCCAUCAUGGCCGUCAAGGUCACAGUGUUUCCAAACACUGGCGUUUGCAUUGGGAUGGCGCAUAACCAUGUGGCAGCCGAUGGAAGCGCAUUCAUGCACUUCAUGAGAUCUUGGUCUUCCGUUUGCAAGUCAAAAGGAGACUCGACGUUUCUCGACAAAGUGUCGCGGAGACCUUUCUAUAACAGGGAUGCGUUGGGAGACCCUGAUGGUUGCAACGAGGAAGCCCUAAAAUGCUACUGGCAUUGGAUAUCAUCUUGGAGAGAGAACCUUGCUGGUCCUACCAAGGAAAUAUCAUCGGUGGACAAGGUUCGAGCCACAUUUGUACUGACCCGAGCUCAAAUCACCAAACUCAAGCAGUGGCUCACGACUCAGUGCAAGAACAGCAGCAAUGAUUCCGAAGAAGUAAAGAUAUCAACAUUUGUAGUCACAUGCUCUAUCAUGUGGAUAUGUAUGAUCAAGUCGCAAGAGAAUAAUAUUCAAGUAUCAACAAAUGGUGACGAUGGUGAUGAUACGUUUUACUACUUGCUUUUUGCGGUUGAUUGCCGGAACCGAAUUGGAUUUCCUCUGCCUGUAACAUAUUUUGGGAACUGCCUAGCACCGGGUGUUAUACGAGCCAAGAAGAGUGAGCUGAUGGGCCCAAAGGGGAUAGUCACAGCGGGGAAAGUAAUUGCCAAAAAGGUGAAAGAGAUGGAGAGCGGCGCCCUGAAAGAAGCAGAAAAAGGACCGUCAAACCUUGAGGAAAUGUUUAGGUCGGGGCAUCAUGUAGGGAUCUCUGGAUCACCAAAAUUUCGUGUAUAUGAUAUGGAUUUUGGGUGGGGGAGACCUCUAAAGAUCGAGUUUAUUCACAUCGACGAUGGUGGAUCUUUGUCGUUGAUCGAGUCUAAAAACGAAUCUGGCGGCAUGGAAGUUUCCUUGGUUCUUAGCAAGAAUCAAAUGGAUGCAUUCACUUCAAAUCUUGCUGAAAGCUUAAAAGCCUUUUGAUUGAGAAUUCAGUAAUUUCUUCCUUAUAUAGUAUUUGGAUAGUAUAACAUAUCAUCAUCUUUGAAGGUACAACUCUUAGUACUUGAACCAAAUAAUUGACGUUUAGACCUUCUCAGAGAAUGAUAUCAAAGUUACUUUGAUGCUAUUAUUGUGUACGUUCAACCGAAUAAAAAUGUUUCGAACUCCUUAAUACAGUUUUUUGCUUUUG